ACCCAACAAAAUAAAAAAGAAGUAAACUUUGGCUUCAAAAUCAGAGUUGCAAAUUUUUUUUCAAAGACCCUGAAAUUUUCAGUGAAUGGGGAGAUGGAGAGCAGCUUCUCUUCUCCUCAGGGACAUAGCCAUAACCACCACACCACCCAAAUCUUCUUCUCUUCUUUUCAAGCCUCUCACUCUCUCACGCUCUUCUUCUUCGUCGUCAAUCCCCACUUCCCAAUUCUACUUCUUCCUCAAGUCUAGGCCUCUCUCUGCAAUCCCAUCUCGGGUAUCAAUUGACCCGAAUGAUUUCGAAUCCGGGCCGGCCUAUUGCGCUCAUGAACAACCCAAUGAAGACGACGAAACCGGGAAAAUCCCCAUCAAGGCGUAUUUCCUUUGCACCAGUAUCAAUUUGAAGAGCAUGCAGGCCGAGUAUUUAAGCAAUGUCAUUCCUCCUUCGUCUCGCUCAACCAAUUAUAUUGCACUCAGAUUUUGUGAUUUCCCUUCAGAAAAUAGUAGAUUUGGAGUAUGGGAGAAUCCAAGCUCCUGGCGUUACAUGGUAGUAUUCCAGUAUGGAUCAACUGUUCUGUUUAAUGUUGAGGAGCAUGAAGUUCAGGCUUACCUAAAUCUAGUCAUAAGACAUGCUUCUGGAAUGCUACGAGAGAUGGUAAAAGACGAUUAUGCUGUAAAAGAGAAGCCUCAGCUGGUUGACGAUAUGCAGGGUGGGCCAGACUACAUAGUUCUUAGAACUUUGGACACGGAUAGUAUCCGCAUUAUUGGAAGUGUGCUUGGCCAAAGUAUUGCUUUAGAUUAUUUUGUUUCGCAGGUUGAUGGUAUGGUUGAAGAGUUUGCAGAUAUAAAUCGAGGAAUGGAAAAAACUGGAACUUUUACUAUGCAUAAAAAGAAGCUCCUUCAACUCGUUGGAAAGGCUAACUCAACUCUAGCUGACGUAAUUGUCAAAGUUGGUCUAUUUGAGAGAUCAGAAAUUGCUUGGAGGGAUGCAAAGUAUGCUAAAAUACAUGAAUACCUGAGGGAGGAGUAUGAGGUUACGCAACGAUUUGGAAACUUGGAUUUCAAGUUAAAAUUUGUAGAGCACAACAUUCAUUUCUUGCAAGAAGUCCUACAAAACAGAAAGUCUGAUCUUCUGGAAUGGUGCAUCAUCUUCCUGUUGACUGUAGAGAAUAUUAUAUCACUAUACGAGAUUGUUCGGGAUUCAGGUGCAGUUUCUGGGUGAUCUGGCAAGCAGAUGAGAAACUUGCAGUAGCAUAAUUCACUAUAGGAAACCAAUUUUGUUCUACAGGGAAAAGCGAUCCUUGUGAAUUUGUAGUCUCAAAAAUUCUUAUAUUCAAUCCCAAUUGAAAUGCAUUUCUCAAUAGAGGCAGUAGAAUGUUAACUGCAAGUACUGUAAUCAUUCCUAAAAGAGGAUUCACAUCAAGCCCAAAUGAAGCAAUUGCAUUA
Rosa chinensis is the source of this 1440-nucleotide messenger RNA. Its product is annotated as protein RETARDED ROOT GROWTH, mitochondrial. The coding region runs from base 86 to 1216 and encodes 376 amino acids. The record is from RefSeq and is a predicted model, not a curated record. Lineage: Eukaryota; Viridiplantae; Streptophyta; Magnoliopsida; Rosales; Rosaceae. The transcript has 7 exons.